Messenger RNA from Mollisia scopiformis, 1582 nucleotides. RefSeq lists its product as uncharacterized. The transcript has 8 exons. Bases 34 to 1500 code for a protein of 488 amino acids. NCBI's taxonomy places the organism in Eukaryota, Fungi, Ascomycota, Leotiomycetes, Helotiales, Mollisiaceae. The record is from RefSeq and is a predicted model, not a curated record.
GCCCCGUCUUUGCUCUCGAACAAGCUGCUUGACAUGAUGUCAAACACUGAUCCAGUCGAUCCAGGAACAGCUGCUGGUCCAAGCCCAGCUACUGAGCAGAAAUCUGGCGACGACCUGUGGAGUGAGGCUGUCAAACUGCUCCGUCCCGGGGAUGAAGAGCAGCUUCGUCUAGAGAAAGCGGAUAAGCUUCCAGUCCUUGAAGAAGUCCUCGCGGCCGCGAUCAAGAAACGCGAGAGAUGCAAGGACAGACAAUGGAGAAUCAAGAAGAGAGACGGCACAGUGAUCGUGCUACGCGAUGUGUUUGACAAAAUUGCGUCCUGGCUGAAGAAGCUGGAAAGCAUUGGAGAUUGUGUGGCCCAGCUUGAUUCGGUGCAUUUGGCACUACCUUGGUCUGUCAUCAAGUUCUUCCUUCAGCUCUCGACGGGCGACAAUGAAAAGCUCGGCAGCGUUUACGACCAAUUGGAGAAGAUAACCAACCUGAUUGGUCGGUAUGGAAUUUUCGAAGAGCUUUACCUAGAAGAAUCUUCCAAAGCAUCGAACCUCCUCAAGAAGGCCAUUGUCAAGCUUUACGCCUCUGUGCUAACAUUCCUAGCCGAGGCGAAACGAUAUUAUGCGCAGGAUACUGCGAAACGUAUGGCGAAGAACAUACUGCAAAUCUCAGAUUGGGAUGUCGACAAACUUGCAGAUAACAUACAAAGCGAACAGGCUUGUGUAGAUGAGAUUGCGAGGCUGAUAGAUGCUGAGUCCCUGCGCAAUGCAAGUCAAGGCAUCAAGCGCUUAUCAAAAGGGGCUCGAGAACACAAAGAAGAACUGAGGAAAGCACUCGGCGACCUAGGGAUCGAUCACAUCAACGAUCAAUUGACGGUUCUCACCAAAGAUCUUGCGAGCACAAAAAAACGGGAGUUACUUGAUUGGAUCUCCAAGAUCCCUUACUCGGAGCACCACGAAAGUGUGAGAAAGGGCCGUUUGAAAGGUUCCGGGAUUUGGUUGUUUGAACAAACUCAAUACGAAGAAUGGAGGAAAUCAACAUCUUCUUCGUUGUUAUGGAUUCAUGGAAUACCUGGUUCUGGCAAGAGUAACCUUGCGUCACUAGUCAUUGAUACAUUGAGAGAAAAUCGGAUGAAUCCACAAGCCGAACCGCUAGCGUAUGUCUACUGCGCGAGAAAUGCUAAUGAGCCUGAGCGAGCCGACCCCAGUCCAAUAGUCCGAUGCCUUCUUCGACAACUGGCAUGUCCAAAGCCCAAAAUGGACAUUCAAGAUGUGGUGUUGAGGAAACAUCAAGAACUUGAGGAGGAAGGUUUCGAGGGUGUAAACCCCAGAGAUCUGAGUUUAAUAGAGAGCAAAGAAUUGAUCCUUGACUUGUUAGAGAGUCACAGAGCGACCAUCAUUAUCGACGCUGUCGACGAAUGCAUUCCUGGAUCAAGAUAUCAGCUACUAUCUACCAUCAAGGACCUCUUGCAAAAUGCUUCGUGUCCAGUCAAAAUAUUGCCAUAUUGUUGAUGCAAGCAACAAUACGGGCGAUAUUGAGAGAUUCGUUGAGCUUGAAGUCACCCGGGCUGUCGAAGAGGAAAGACUGCUCGGC